AUGUCAAGCACGAGAGUCCUUGGCCGCCUGGCCAGAUCAGCGCGACCCCUCCCCAAGGCAUCGUCGCCAACGUCCCUUGCUAUCCGUGCCAGAACAGCGGUCCCUGAAACCCGAAGAUGGGCCUCGACCUCCAAGCACCCGCAGGGCUUCACGCCUCCCACGCAAGCCGACCUCGAAGAGCUACGUGAGCGCGUGCAGGAGUUCACCAGGCGCGAGAUCUCCCCCGAGGUGGCGGCCGCAACUGAUCAGACCAACGCCUUCCCGCCAGAGAUGUGGGGAAAGCUGGGCGAGGCGGGCUUCCUGGGAAUCACGGCAGACGAGGAUGUCGGCGGGCUGGCCCUGGGAUACCAAGCACACUGCAUUGUCAUGGAAGAGCUGAGCCGCGCCUCCGGGUCCAUCGCGCUGUCCUACGCGGCGCACAGCCAGUUGUGCGUGAACCAGUUGCAGUUGAACGGCUCGCCGGACCAGAAGGCAAAGUAUCUCCCCGGACUGAUAGCUGGAGAGAAGGUUGGUGCUUUGGCCAUGAGCGAGAGCGGCGCGGGCUCAGAUGUCGUCUCCAUGCGAACUACGGUGAAGAAGGUGGACGGGGGCUAUGUCCUUAACGGCUCCAAGAUGUGGAUCACAAAUGGGCCUGAUGCCGAUUACAUCGUCGUGUACGCCAAGACAGAGCCCGACGCAGGGAGCAAGGGCAUCACGGCUUUCAUCGUCGAGACAAAAGAGGCAAAGGGCUUCGCAUGCGCCCGCAAGCUCGACAAGAUGGGCAUGAGGGGUAGCAACACGGGCGAGCUGGUCUUCGACAACGUCUUCGUGCCCGAAGCCAACAUCCUAGGCAAGAUAAACGGCGGCGUGCGCGUGCUAAUGGAGGGCCUGGACCUUGAGAGACUGGUGCUCAGCGCCGGGCCUCUAGGUCUGAUGCAGGCGGCGCUCGACGUGGCGCUGCCAUUUGUGCAUACAAGGAAGCAGUUUGGCCAGCCAAUCGGCACAUUUCAAGCCAUUCAUGGCAAGUUGGCCGACAUGUACACGAAGCUUCAAGUCAGCAAGGCGUACACCUACGCCACUGCUCGCGCUGUUGACGAGGAAGGCAUCAUCAAAACGCAAGAUUGUGCAGGUGCCAUACUGUAUGCUGCGGAAAGGGCCACAGAAUGUGGCCUGGAUUGCAUACAGGUGCUUGGUGGGAUGGGCUACGUGGAGGAGAUGCCAGCUUCGAGGAUACUAAGAGACGCGAAAUUAUACGAAAUUGGCGCCGGUACUUCUGAGGUGAGGCGUAUGGUCAUUGGUCGUGUCUUCAACAAGGAGUACGCGAGCUACUCGGUGUGA
Messenger RNA from Diaporthe amygdali, 1317 nucleotides. Its product is annotated as isovaleryl-CoA dehydrogenase. Gene Ontology annotation, molecular function: flavin adenine dinucleotide binding; 3-methylbutanoyl-CoA dehydrogenase activity. Gene Ontology annotation, biological process: L-leucine catabolic process. NCBI's taxonomy places the organism in Eukaryota, Fungi, Ascomycota, Sordariomycetes, Diaporthales, Diaporthaceae. The coding region runs from base 1 to 1317 and encodes 438 amino acids. The record is from RefSeq and is a predicted model, not a curated record. The transcript has 2 exons.